AUGCUUCGCAUUUCCGGCCCAGAUGCGUACCAUGUUUUCACACAGCUUGGCGGCAAAAAGCAACUAGUACCACGCCAUGCAACGCUCACAAACCUACGGCACCCCACAUCCUCUGAUAUUUUGGAUCGUGCGCUUGUGCUAUGGUUCCCUCGAACCCACUCUUUCACAGGCGAGCCAGUCAUCGAGCUGCAUUUGCAUGGCGGCCCCGCGGUUGUGCGUGACGUGUUGCAAUCACUUACUGAGCUCCGCGACAUUCCAUCAUUGCGCCCCGCUCUUCCUGGUGAGUUUACAAGACGUGCGUUUGAGCAUGGGCGCAUGGACCUGAACUCGUGCGAAGCGCUUGAUACGCUACUUCGUGCUGAAACAAGCACGCAGCGCCGUCUCGCCAUCUCUGCUGGCCAUGGACAGCAAGCAGCCAUGUACACAGGGCUGCGUGAACAACUACUUGAUGCAAUGGUCCGAAUAGAGGCUAUGCUGGAUUUUAGUGACGAAGAUGGUAUUGAUGCUUCGCUCUGGGACCACGCCUGUGCAACAGUGCAGGCUAUGCGCUCGCGUCUUCAGAAAGCGCUUCCCGAUGCGGCUGGAAAGCGGCGGCAAUUCCAGGAAGUUGUGAUGGAUGGUGCACAUCUUGCUCUAUACGGAAAGCCCAACGCUGGCAAAUCAUCGUUGCUGAAUCGUUUGACAAGGCGCGACGCCGCAAUUGUGUCGUCCGAGCCGGGGACGACGCGCGAUAUUGUCGAAGUUGCAGUCGAGCUCGAUGGUUACCGUGUAUUCAUUGCCGACACUGCUGGUGUUCGGCGCGGUGGCGGGCCCAUUGAACGACUCGGUAUGGACCGCACAAGAGUAUUGAAGGCGCUCGGUGCACUGCAGGAAGCCGCGCGAGACGACAUGCCGUAUUUCAUCUACUUAAACAAGAUGGACACGCUGGGUGAUGCACCGCGCCAUUCCGAUCGGCAAGGUGAGCUGUGUUAUGUAUGGAGCGGCAGUGUGUAUGAUGACCAAGGCAUUGAUAAGAUGCUCGAGGACAUCGGCGCUCGGCUUGCUGCUCUAUACGACAACGAUGCAAGUGAGACGCCGCUCGUGACGCAAGUGCGACAUGCGCACCUCUUACAAUCGGUGCUUAGCUCGCUCGAUACCUUUGCAGCGCACCAUAUCAACACAGGAAAUCCAGAUAUAACGCUUGCGGCAGAAGAGCUGCGUUACGCGGCAAACUUGUUUGGCCAACUCACUGGCGAGACGCUAAGCUCGGACGAAAUCCUGGGUGCAAUCUUUGCCCGAUUCUGUAUAGGGAAAUAA
Messenger RNA from Malassezia vespertilionis, 1296 nucleotides. RefSeq names its product mitochondrial splicing system protein (gene MSS1). Bases 1 to 1296 code for a protein of 431 amino acids. Gene Ontology annotation, cellular component: mitochondrion; cytoplasm. Gene Ontology annotation, biological process: tRNA wobble uridine modification; tRNA methylation. NCBI's taxonomy places the organism in Eukaryota, Fungi, Basidiomycota, Malasseziomycetes, Malasseziales, Malasseziaceae. The transcript is spliced from 3 exons. Gene Ontology annotation, molecular function: protein binding; GTPase activity; GTP binding. The record is from RefSeq and is a predicted model, not a curated record.